ACGAAGUGUUUAUCCUGAAACAACUUGUCGUUCAUCCAACCAAAUUAUUCAUGGAGAGUAAGUGGUAAGAUGCGGAUGUUACGAUGGAUGAACAACAAGUUGUACGAUGGGGCUAUGACCAGGGUAAGGACUUCUGGGGGCGACUCUGAGUCUUUCUCGGUAGGGAUGGGGUUGCUCCAGGGGUCUGCCCUUAGCCCUUGUUUGUUCGCCUUGGUGAUGGAUGUCCUAACUCAAGGUGUUCAAGAAGGGGUCCCAUGGUGCAUGCUUUUCGCGGAUGAUAUUGUGCUUAUCAACGACACACGUGAGGGACUAAACGAUAAGUUGGAACUAUGGCGCCUUGCCCUUGAGACUAAAGGAUUCAGAAUUAGUAGGAACAAGACUGAAUACAUAAAAUGUCGUUUCAGCGGCCGGGAAACAGAAUCAGAAGUGGAAGUUAGGAUUGACUCUCACCUAGUACCUAAGGUAGACAGGUUUCGUUAUCUUGGCUCGGUAAUCCAGGCUGAUGGGAAGUUAGAUGGGGAUGUUGGACAUCGUGUUGGAGUGGCUUGGGCCAAAUGGCGGUUAGUUUUUGGGGUGUUGUGUGAUCCAAAGAUUUCGCACAGGAUUAAAAGAUUGAGCCGGGGGUCUCUUGGAAACAGCCUCUCUACUCCCGAGCAGGGGCAAGCACAACUACUGCACAAGCUACAAAUAUCAAACAUUCACCUCUCCCAACCGCACGCAGGCAGCGUACAAUUGAAAAUGCAACAAACCGCCGUGACCACUGCGGCUCCAACCGUAUCUUCGCACACCGAUUCGAAUAGCUCGGCGGCAGACGCGCCACCCAAACAGGUCGCCAUGGCCCUGGAGCGGCUAGGGCAGGCCGGCCGACUGAUCGCGGAUAUCAGACUCGGCGCUGACCGCCUCCUUGAAGUCCUAUUCAUGGCCGCUCAGCUUCAGCACUCCUCCAGACCCGAGAAUUUGAUCAUCAACGAAGAAGCUUCCAUGCGCCAACACUUGCAAGACCUCCGCGCUCUUGGUAGACAAUUGGAAGAUUCGGGUGUUCUGAAUGAUGCACUUUGUUUGCGAAGUAAUUCAUGGGGCCUCCAUAUGCCACUUGUCUGUCCUGAUGGAGCUGUUGUGGCCUAUGCAUGGAAGCGCCAACUUGCUGGUCAGGCUGGUGCAUCCGCUGUUGAUAGGACCAGGCUAGCUCUAAAAGCAUUUACUGAUCAAAAAAGGCGAUUUUUCCCUCACCUGGAGAAUGGCUGUGAUGAGGGAUCACCAAUGAAGAAAAGGUGUAGUUCAACAGCAAGUGAUCACGAUGAUAUUAGUAGCCUAAGAACAGUAUCUGAUAUUCUGUCACAUCUGGAAAAAGCAACUCCGAACAUGAAAGCUUUCACUUACCAGCGCUUGGAUUGGUUAAAGCGGGCAUCUUCAUUGCCAUCUUCUGCUCAUCAACAUUCUGUUGAGUUGAUGAAAAAUCACAACUUUCAUAUGCGAAAUAACUUGAUAUCGGGAUCAAAUGAAAAUGCUUCUAGAGAAAAGGUCACUGUGAUUGAGUUGUUCAUGCCCUCUGUUUUCAGAGCUAUUCUAUCAAUACAUCCAGCUGGUUCAGUGGACCCUGAUGCUGUGGCUUUCUUUUCACCAGAUGAGGGCGGCAGCUAUGUACAUUCAAGGGGGGUUUCAGUGCACGAAGUAUAUAGACACAUUACGGAACAUGCUGGUAUCGCUCUGCAGUAUUUUACAGGGUCAAAUGCAGAAACAGCUUUAUAUUCAUUGCUGUUGUGGCUUUACAGUUACCAUUCCUUGUUCAGGAAAGUUUGCAGCAAAUGCAGCCGCCUCCUAUUGAUGGACAAACAAUCUGCCUCGUUGCUGCCUCCUGUGAACCGCUCUUUCCGAAAUAUUUCUCCUGCCAAGAUCUUCCUAUCUAAUGCUCCCUCGACAGUGGGAAAGGUUGUAGAUUCUAAUAAGGCUUUUCAUAUAAACUGCUUUUCCGAGGAAGCUUAGCGACUGCAGAGAAAUGGCCAGCCAUAUCCCAAAACAUAACUGAUGUUCUCUUGACAGCACAUAGCAGGGUGUGAAUCGUUUUCUCUAUUCUAUUUGUUGCAGUUUUCUGAAAUUCCUGGAAUCCGCAAACCAUGAUGCUGCAAAACUGUUCUUAUUUCUACCUACUACACGUCGUUGUUGAUUUGGAUUUUGAAAACCAGUUGGAAAAUUUAAGGGAUUAGUUGGUGAUUCUUUAACAAGUUUCCAUGGGAUGUAUGGAAUUCUCACAUAAAACUUACAGCCAUGAACAAUUGUUGCUAAUGCCUGCAUAGUGGCAUGUAUUAUGUCUUGGGGUCAUUUG
Molecule: messenger RNA, 2323 nt
Organism: Cuscuta campestris
Lineage: Eukaryota; Viridiplantae; Streptophyta; Magnoliopsida; Solanales; Convolvulaceae
Source: the annotation of a GenBank genome assembly